This is a messenger RNA of Cynoglossus semilaevis (tongue sole), 1181 nucleotides long. RefSeq names its product alpha-synuclein-like. Gene Ontology annotation, cellular component: neuronal cell body; cytoplasm; axon terminus. The record is from RefSeq and is a predicted model, not a curated record. Gene Ontology annotation, biological process: chemical synaptic transmission; synaptic vesicle endocytosis; synapse organization. The transcript has 6 exons. The coding region runs from base 634 to 1017 and encodes 127 amino acids. Gene Ontology annotation, molecular function: cuprous ion binding. Lineage: Eukaryota; Metazoa; Chordata; Actinopteri; Pleuronectiformes; Cynoglossidae.
UUAUUUGCAAAAUCCUGGAAAACAUGAUGCGAGAAAAAAAAACUCUUGCGACCCACCUAAGGGUCGGGAACCAGUCUUUGGGAAACAAUGGUGUAAACAAUAGCCUCAAUUAAAAACAAUCUUUUACUGAGAUCAUGUUUUGAUGAUAAGAAGCCUCUCUGGGUCGCUGCCCAUAUUGGUCACAUUAGCCGUAAAUGCAGCCCGAUCCAGUGUUGUGACCGAAGACUCCCUCGUCAUCCACUUUUGGAUCACAACCCACCAUUUUAAAAAUGACUGACUCUUUUAAUAUAUUUUAAUGAAUGCAUCAGGGGCUUGGUGUGUUUACAUGAGUCAAUGCUCGGAACUGCAGAUCCUUCUCUGUCACGGAGGCGUGGGAGGCGUCUGUCCACCCCGAGGACCGUCUGUCCAUCUCUCCCUCUCUCUCUCCCUCUCUCUCUCUCGUCUUUCUAUGUCUCUCCCUCCCUCUCGCCGUCAUCACCAGUAGUAGUUUGGAGACCGUAGACCGGUUUUUCGUCUUUCUGGGUCAAAAUCCUUUCUGCUGUCAUCCCGGAACACACUCUCUGUCUUUGUCGGAGGAAGUUAGAGCAAACAGGCGCUGUGCGUGUGUGUGAUCAGGGAGGCACUGGGAGAAGCAUGGACGCGUUCAAGAAGGGUUUCUCUAAAGCCAAGGAUGGGGUCGUGGCGGCGGCGGAGAAAACCAAGCUGGGAGUGACUGGAGCCGCGGAGAUGACGAAAGAUGGGGUCAUGUUUGUUGGUACCAAGACUAUGGAUGGAGUCACGACAGUGGCAGGUAAAACUGUGUCUGGAGUGUCUCAGGUGGGUGAGGCGGUGGUUACCGGGGUGACGGCUGUGGCCCAGAAAACCGUGGGGGGUGCGAGCAACAUCGUCGCCGCCACAGGAUUGGUCAAGAAGGAGCCCGCCAAGCAGGGUGACGAUGCUUCUGCAGCACUGAACUUGGCAGAGUCACCGGUGGACACCGACACUCCUGAUGCCACAGAGGACGACUCUGACGACUAAUCUCACCCCGAGCUUCUCAAUCAAAGACCAAUGAACGAAAACAUUCCAUGUCGCUCUGCCAAGUCCCGUCGUGCCUCGUUUGGUCGCCAUCUGUGUGUGUCCGUGUGUGUGUGUGCGUCUGUACAGCACUAUAUGUGUAAGCAGUGUAAGUAAAAGGAGCUGAU